Messenger RNA from Aethalodelphis obliquidens (Pacific white-sided dolphin), 3760 nucleotides. RefSeq names its product solute carrier family 22 member 14 (gene SLC22A14). The transcript is spliced from 13 exons. Lineage: Eukaryota; Metazoa; Chordata; Mammalia; Artiodactyla; Delphinidae. Gene Ontology annotation, cellular component: membrane. Gene Ontology annotation, molecular function: transmembrane transporter activity. Bases 377 to 2311 code for a protein of 644 amino acids. The record is from RefSeq and is a predicted model, not a curated record. Gene Ontology annotation, biological process: transmembrane transport.
UGACCACACAGCCCGGCCUGCCUGGCCCCUCACUCUGCACCUCCCUCCCGGAUGGUCCCAGAGAAGACCGGCCCCACGGGGGAUGCCCUGGAUCUGUUCUGACACCCCCAGCUCCCCAGGCACUGUGAUGGCUCUGGUGGGGAAGUUUGCCACGGCGGCCGGAUUUACCAUCUCCUACGUGUAGUCUGCUGAGCUCUUCCCCACUGUCAUCAGGAAACAAGUCGUCUCCCCCAGCAAGGUGGCCCAGCUUGCAGAGGAGGGCGGCAUACCGCUCCAAUUUGCCCAGCUCUCGGAGCACACCACCGCCCAGACCAAGGGGACUACAUGCACCGCAGGCUCUGACCUGUACACUGCCUGUGAUUGCACAGUACCACCUAUGGAGAAAGCCCUUGUGAAAACCAACAUUCAGAUGGCAAAGGAAAACAACUUCAAGGUAGAGUUCAAAUCCCAGCAUCAUCUCAGGAGCUUCCACCAACAUGAGGCAGCAGAAAGCCCCCGUUCCUGUUCUCUGGACAUGCUGUUACGCAGAUUGAGGGCCAUAGAAGCCAAGCAAGAUGAUAAGUUUGCCACCAUCAUGGAUGCAGUAGGGGAGUUUGGCACAUUCCAGCGGAGGCUGGUGGCCCUCACCUUCAUUCCCAACAUCCUGUCUACCUUCUUGUUUGCUGACAUCUUCGUUUUCACACCACAGAAGCCCUAUUGCAACACCAGCUGGAUACUGGCAGUGGGCCCCAACCUGACGGAGUCUGAGCAGCUGAAUCUGACCCUGCCCCAAGCACCCAAUGGCAGUUUCCUGACUUGCCUCACGUACUUGCCUGUGGACUGGGAUCUGGAUUCUAUCAUCCAUUUUGGGCUCAACCGCAGAGACUCAUGUCAAGAUGGGUGGAUCUAUCCUGAGGUCAAGAAGCGAUCACUGAUCAAUGAGUUUGACUUGGUGUGUGGCAAGGAACCGAACCCGGAAAUCAGGCAGAACAUGUACUUGGUGGGACUCUUGACAGGGUCUUUCCUCCUCGGGUUCAUAACUGACAAGCUGGGCCGCCACCCAGUCAUCCUGCUGUCGCUGCUGGGACUGAUCAUCUUCGGCUUCGGGACAGCCUUUGUCAACAGCUUUCACCAAUAUCUGUUCUUCCGCUUUGGCGUGUCCCAAGCUGCGGUGGGCUACGCCAUCAGCAGCGCGUCUUUAAUCACUGAGUGGCUAGUGGGCAUGCGCUGGGCCCACGCCAUCGUCCUGGGACACUGCUUUUUCGCUAUGGGGGUCAUAUUCCUGACGGGACUUGCCUACAGCCUUCCCCACUGGCGGCUGCUGUUUCUGGUGAGUGGGGCACCUGUGUUCCCCCUCAUCUCUUAUAUCUGGAUUCUCCCAGAGUCCCCACGGUGGCUGAUGCUGAAAGGGAAGCUGAAAGAGGCCAAGCAGGUGCUGUGCUAUGCAGCUGGUGUGAACAAGAAGACCAUUCCUGUAAGUCUGCUGGAUAAGCUGCAGCUGCCUGGAAAGAAGGUGACUACGGCCUCUAUCCUGGACUUCUAUAGCAACAGGCACCUCCGCAAGGUGACCUUGGUGAUGUGCAGCAUGUGGCUUGCUAUCGGUUGCAACUAUUAUAUGCUGAGUCUCAGGAUGAGGGAAUUGGGAGUGAACAUCCACUUCACACAAGUGAUUCCUGGCAUGAUGGAGGUGCCCGCCCGGCUGUGCUGCAUCUUUCUCCUUGAGCAGUUGAAGAGGAAGCGAAGCCUGAUUUUGACUUUCUUCCAAGGUGCCCUCAUGUGCUUCCUUAGCCUUCUGCUCCCCUCAGGGGAAGUGGGGAGAGCCCUGAGAUGGCCACAUUGUCUGGCCACAGAGUUGAAAUCCCUCUUGGUCUUGAUAAUCGUGCUCGGAGAGCUCAGCCUGGCCGCCACGGUCACCGUGUUCUACAUCUACACUUCUGAGCUCCUCCCCACUGUCCUCAGGGCGACAGGUCUGGGGCUACUGUCUCUGGUCUGGGCGGCUGGAGGUAUCUCAUCCUUGAUAGUCGUCAACCAGAACAUUGCCAUCCUACCCGUCUUUCUCUGCUGCAUCUCAGCCUUCGUGGCUUUGUUCUUUUGUGUCAAGCUGCCAGAAACGCAAGAUCAGCCCAUCCCUGACAGCCUGGAGCACCUUCCGCCAGAGAGAAGGACCUUGAGCGAGGACAUGUCGAGCGAGGACAUGUUAUGUGACGAUGUGACAGAGGAAGUGGCCAAGAACACCAUUUUCAAUGCCACGAUGACAAAUGUGGACCAAGACAGUCUCUCCAACCUGUCUUUGCAAUCUGGAGAAGGGGAAAUAGACAAACAGGAGGACUGAGGGCCAGGCCCCCAGAUGAUCUCGGGCUGGAGUUGAGUGGCCAGAUCUGGGGCUGUGGAUCUCAGACCAUGAUUUCCGGUCCCAGUCCAGCUUGGUGGGGGCAGGGUCAGUCCUGCCCCAAGGCCAGCCCUGGAGAUCCAAAAAUGGCCCCUUCUCGGGGAGCUAGGGUGAGAUUCAUUCCAACAAAGGUACCAUGUUGGACUUGAGACGACUAGGUCAAAAUUGGCUGUGUCUGGAGGAACCAGAGGCCCAAGCCAGGAGGAGAGUAGUUCAGACAGGCUUUUCAGAGUCCUUAAUGUCUUAGCUGACCUCUGAGGACGAGGAGUUGUCUGAUUGGGGAGUGUGGGUGGGCCGUGUCUGUGAGGGCCGGGAGUGGGCAAAGGCGCCACUCGCCUCCACGCUGCCCACAUCUUUUUAGCCCAGGCGUCCGCUAGUGUGGGUGGUCUUCCCACUCAGGUGCAGGCUGAGGACAGGUUCCACAGCCCCACUGUGUGUGUGUUCACCUGCCAAGGCAGGGGUGGAAUGUAAAGGAAUAAUGAGAAAUUCUCCCUUUUGUGCCAUGGCACAAGGGCUUUCUCACUCCUCCUGCUGCUCCCAGAUAAGCACGGCCUUGGGAAUUACCUAUCUCAGUCUCAUCCUCAGGGAGUGGGGAGCAGGGUGUCUCCCCUGAUGAUUCCAUCCUGGCUGACCUCUGACCUCCACCACCCUGAGGAUAAGCCCUCAAGCCCCAGCUCACGGUCCUGACUGCCCUGAGGGUGAGUCUGCAUUCCCAGCCAGCAUGGGGGCCCCCCCGAGGCAGGAUCCAGGACUCCUCAUCCACUGGUCAGACCUGGAAAUCUUUGGGUCAGGCCCUGGGCUCCACCUCCUAUCUCCCUGAGAGGAGAGUCCCUGAGGGUAGGGGCGGGCUCUUCUCUCCCUGCUCAGUUUAUUUGGAAGAUCAUUAUUAGCUUGCAGGGAGGUGCUAACCGCUGGAGCUGCUGCGGGGAGGAGAGAAAAGAAUGUCCGCCUUCAUGGAGCCCGGGGUCUCCCGGGCAGAAUUGGAGAGCAGCACAGCAGGGCACAGCUUCUGGUACCCUGGCCCAAGCACACUGCUUUGGGUGUGUGCUCCCAAGCUUCAGGACAGCAACAAGCUGGUGCCAGGCCUUCCUCUUAAAAUAUCAUUUUCUUUUUUUUUAAAUUGAAGUACAGUUGAUGAAUAUGUUAUGCUAAUUUCUGCUGUACAGCAAAGUGACUCAGUUAUACACAUAUACACAUUCUUUUUUUUUUUUUUUCUGUUUUUUUUGGGCACGCUGCCUGGCAUGUGGGAUCUUAGUUCCCCCAGUCAGGGAUCAAACCUGGCCCCCCUUCAGGGAAGCAUUGCGUCUUAACCACUGGACUGCCAGGGAAGUCCUUACACUCUUUUUUAUAUUCUUUUCCAUUAUGGUUUGUCCCAGGAGAUUGGAUAUAGUU